AUGGAGAUACCGUCAACCCCGAUAACUGCGAAUUUGCCCAAAAAGAAAAAGGGUGGGAUAUAUAAAAAAAAAAAAGAAAAAAAAGGGGGGGGGGGGGGGGGAAAAGGGUUUGGGGGGGGGGGGGGGGGGGGGGGGUUUAAAAAGGGGGGGGGGGGGGGGGGGGGGGGGGGGGGGGGGGGGGGGGGGGGGGGGGGGGGAUAUUAUUUUGGGGGGUUUUUUGGGGGGGGGGGGUUUUUUGGGGGGGGGGGGGGUAUUUUUUUUUUUUUUUUUUG
This is a messenger RNA of Dicrocoelium dendriticum, 272 nucleotides long. Lineage: Eukaryota; Metazoa; Platyhelminthes; Trematoda; Plagiorchiida; Dicrocoeliidae. The record is from the annotation of a GenBank genome assembly.